Elgaria multicarinata webbii is the source of this 2484-nucleotide messenger RNA. Its product is annotated as vomeronasal type-2 receptor 26-like. The transcript is spliced from 6 exons. Gene Ontology annotation, molecular function: G protein-coupled receptor activity. The record is from RefSeq and is a predicted model, not a curated record. Gene Ontology annotation, cellular component: plasma membrane. Gene Ontology annotation, biological process: G protein-coupled receptor signaling pathway. Lineage: Eukaryota; Metazoa; Chordata; Lepidosauria; Squamata; Anguidae. Bases 1 to 2484 code for a protein of 827 amino acids.
AUGGAUGACAGAGAUGCGGUGGGGCAGCAGCCUGCGGCACACCAAAAGGAAUGGACGGGCCGGAUGGAUGGGCAACAGCAAGGCGAGUGUCAAACACCAAAGAACUACCAGCAUGUCCUGACCUUGGAAUUUGCUCUGAAGCAGGUCAAUGAGAAUCCCAAUAUUCUACCAAAUGUGAGCUUGGGGUUCCACGUCUAUGAUAGUUAUAGCAAUGCAAGGAUGACCCAUCAGAACAUUCUGCAACUUCUGUCUACUUGGGAAAAGAUUGUUCCCAACUUCAAAUGUGACAAGAAAAAGAAUAUGAUAGCCAUCAUUGGAGGACUUGACUCUGAAAUCUCCUUUCACAUGGCUACAAUCUUAGCCACCUACAAGAUUCCACAGAUUGCCUAUUGUAUAUUACCUACAGCAAGAAAUAUUAAAACACAACUCCCUUCUUUCUAUCGGUUGAUUCCCAAUGAAGACUACCAGUUCAAAGGCAUUGUCCGACUACUUCAACAUUUUCAGUGGACAUGGGUCGGGAUCAUUGUCUCAGAUGAUGGCAAUGGAGAAAGUUUUGUGGAGACCUUAACACCAUUGCUUUCUCAGCAUGGAAUUUGUACUGCGCUCAGUGGAAGGACACCAGCCCUAUCUCAAGUUGUAGAGAUAGUGCAGAUAAUAGAAACUAUCGGAGCCAAGGCUAUUUCUCUCACCAACUCCAAAAUUAAAGUAUUUGUUGUAAAUGCAGAGCCUCAGACCACGACAUGGUUGAAAUGGCUCAUGCACUUCCAUUCAGUAUUUGAAGAUAAUACAGAGGUCUCCUUUGGGAAAGUGUGGGUUAUGACAGCCCAGUGGGAUUUCUCUACAGAAAUGGUACAACAGUAUUUCAAUGUACAGCACUUGUAUGGUACAUUGUCAUUUGCCAUUCACUCAAAUGAAGUUCCGGAGUUUCCAAAAUUCCUUCAGAUGCUACAUCCUAGCUCGGAAAAAGGCAGUGAUUUUUUCAGGAUCUUCUGGGAAGAGGCAUUUGGCUGCUCAUUUAACAAUUCUGAUGAGGGCAUCGGGGACAAUGACAAAUGCAGUGGACAAGAGAAGCUAGAAAGCCUUCCCAGGGCUCUUUUUGAAAUGAGCAUGACAGGCCAAAGUUACAGCAUCUACAACGCAGUUCAUGCCAUAGCAUAUGCUUUGCACAAGUUGUUCUCAGCCAAGCCCAAGCUCAGAGCAACAGCGGGCAAAUGUGGAUUUGAAGAUCUGCAACCCUGGCAGCUUCACCCUUUCCUGAAGAGCAUCUCAUUUAACAACACAGUGGGCGACUUGGUGACUUUUGAUGAGAAUGGUGAACUAGCUGAUGGAUUUGAUAUUAUAAACUGGGUUACUUUUGCGAACCAGUCCUUCUUGAGAAUGAAAGUAGGCAGUAUUUUUCCAGACCAAAAGUUCACCCUUAACGAGGAGGCCAUAUCAUGGCACAGAACAUUUAAUCAGGUGCUGCCCAUUUCACAGUGUAAUGACAACUGCCAUCCAGGUCACAGUAGAAAAAAGAAGGAAGGGGAGCCGUUUUGUUGCUAUGAUUGUGUUUCAUGUCCAGAAGGAAAGAUUUCAGAUGAGAAGGAUUUGGAUGACUGUUUCAAAUGCCAAGAAGGUCAGUAUCCAAAUAAGAACCGAGAUCAAUGCCUUCCCAAGGUUAAAAACUUUCUCUCUUUCUCAGAACCCCUAGGGAUGAUUUUAUCAUUUUUGCCUCUGUCUUUUUCUCUGAUCACAGCUUCAGUUGUAGGAAUUUUCGUCAAGAACAAUAACACCCCCAUCGUCAAAGCCAACAAUCGGGACCUCACAUAUUCUCUGCUCAUUUCGCUAUUGCUCUGCUUCCUCUGCUCUUUGCUGUUCAUUGGUUUGCCUCAAAGAGUCACCUGCUGUUUACGACAAACUGCUUUUGCCAUCAUCUUCUCAGUGGCUGUUUCAUGCAUCCUGGCAAAAACCAUCACUGUGGUUCUGGCUUUCAUGGCCACCAAGCCAAGAUCCAGGAUGAGGAAUUGGGUGGGCAAAGGACUGGCCAACUCUAUCCUUUUUGCUUGUUCCUUUAUUCAAGCCAGUAUUUGUGCUGUCUGGCUAUGUACUGCUCCUCCUUUUCCAGAUCUUGACAUGCACUCUCUGGCUAAAGAAAUCAUAGUGGAAUGCAAUGAAGGUUCAUUUAUGAUGUUUUAUUGUGUUCUGGGCUACCUGGGAUUUCUGGCCAUUGUUAGCUUCAUUGUGGCUUUCUUUGCAAGGAAAUUGCCCAGCACUUUCAAUGAAGCCAAAUUCAUCACUUUCAGCAUGUUGGUGUUUUGCAGCGUUUGGUUGUCCUUUGUUCCUGCUUACUUAAGCACUAAGGGAAAAUACAUGGUAGCUGUGGAGAUCUUCUCCAUCUUGGCUUCUAGUGCUGGACUAUUGGGUUGUAUCUUUUUCCCCAAAUGCUAUAUAAUUAUUCUGAGACCUGAACUGAACAACAAGAAGCAACUAAUUUGUAGAAAUUAG